AUGGACUCAAAUGAAAACAACAACUCUAUUACUUCUCAAGAGAUCCAGCAGUUUUCCCCCAACCACCUAAGUUUUGUUGACGAAAAAGAAGCCAAAGAUCACUCAUUCUCAAAGACAAGGCUCUCCAUUUCAACCCCAACAAGCUAUAUCUCCGACAAUAGUUCUCAAAACUCUCCAUCCACAAAAUCUCACACAAAAUCGAACUCCUGGAUUUUAAAGCCACUUGUAAACUCAAACAACAAUUUUGGGCUUGAAAAAUCCCGGUUUAUUUCACACGUGGACGAUCAUUUUAUCUGCAAAAUAUGCUCAUAUGUCGUAACCAAUCCAGUUGAAUGCGAGUCGUGCGAAAACCUUGUCUGUAAAAACUGCUGAAUAAAUAAUGGGCGCUGUCCUCAUGAAUGUGAAGAAUUUUCGACAAAAAAACUCGCCAAAUAUGCAGCUUCUGUGUAUUCGAAUUUCAAUUUAUGAUGCAAAAAUCAUGCACUUGGCUGUGCUUUUUCAGGAAUUAUCCCUGAUGUUUUGGCACAUGAAAUUGAUUGCUUGUAUAUUUUUGUGAAGUGUCAAAAUCCGCUGUGCCAAAAUGAUUUACUAAAAGCUGAUAAGUAUCAAGGGCCAAAUUCUUUGCUGGUUUGUAGUGAUGUAUGCAAACAUAUCGUAGAAUUUCAUCAAGAAAAUUUUGAAGACCCACUAGAGGUGCUUAAAAACUUCUCUUUUCAUUUAGAAGAAGCAAAGAAGAUUAUGGAAAUCGAGAUAAGAGAAGAAAUGAAUGAACAAAUACAGAAAAUUGCGAAGAAAAAUAAACAGAUCAGUGAAGCGAGCUAUGAAAAAGAAAGGCUGGAAGAAAAAAUUCAGAAACGGCUGAGCUAUUAUCAUUCUGGGAGGUGGAAUGUCAAUAGUAGGCUUUGGAGCUGCUGUGGGAAUACCAAUAAGUAUUCCAACGGAUGUAGAGAAAUAGGCGAUUAA
Blepharisma stoltei is the source of this 963-nucleotide messenger RNA. The record is from the annotation of a GenBank genome assembly. NCBI's taxonomy places the organism in Eukaryota, Ciliophora, Heterotrichea, Heterotrichida, Blepharismidae.